This is a messenger RNA of Prunus persica (peach), 2903 nucleotides long. RefSeq names its product protein phosphatase 2C 16. Bases 909 to 2564 code for a protein of 551 amino acids. Gene Ontology annotation, biological process: protein dephosphorylation. NCBI's taxonomy places the organism in Eukaryota, Viridiplantae, Streptophyta, Magnoliopsida, Rosales, Rosaceae. The transcript has 5 exons. The record is from RefSeq and is a predicted model, not a curated record. Gene Ontology annotation, molecular function: cation binding; protein serine/threonine phosphatase activity.
UUACUUUAUUUUGGGUAUUUCUUCUCUCCACUCCCUUUCUUGCGCUUGCAAGUCUCAGCUCCAGCUGUUAAAAUAAAGUCUCUGGACGUAGAAAAUGAUAGAGAGAGAGAGAGAGAGAGAGAGUCGAGUGAAAGGGAGGGAAGAAAAGACUAUACAGUUGACAAAUUAGGUAGUGAUUCUUCUUUUCCUUUCUUCUUUUACCUUCUCCCUUUUCUUGCUUAAUAAUUGUCAUAAUUAUUUGAAAGAGAGAGAGUUCAAUUACAAGAGGCCGAGAUAGCUUGCCUCAGAUCCAGGGAAGUCAAGUAAUAGUUUGAAAAAAAAAAAAGGUGCUUUCUUUCAUAGGGUUUUCCUGUGAUUCUUGGCUUUGCCUUUCUUGGGUUUCUUUCUCAUGACCCCUUUUUCUCUUUCUUUCUUGUGUUAGAUAAGGGGUUGGUUUCAUAUUUAAUCUGAUUUUUUGUUUUUUUUCUUCUUUCUAUUUUACAGUUUUUCAUUUGUGCAUUUAAAGGUUUUUCUGGUUUUUUCUUUCUGCCGUAGUUGAUGGAGGUAGAUAGAGAAGAGUCCAGAGAAGAAGUUGACAAGGCCUCAAACAUGUCUUUUUAGCCUAUUUAGGGCUCAUAUUUCCGCAAAUAGAAGUGUCGAUCCAUUGUUGUUGGCCAGAUCUGACUACCCAUUUCCUUUUCACCACCUUUUAGCUCAUCUAUACAUUCAUAUCUCCUGAAUUUGCACCCUCUUUUGGCCUUUAUUUGGGUGCCUUAGGCAUGGACAAUGGUCUGUUAAAACCCACCAUUCACAUUCCAAAAUCAUUCCCAAUAAGAGAAGAAAGUCAAAAAUUAAUUGAGAAAUGACAGGUUGUGUGAUGUUAGAGGGGUCAAAGGGUAACUUUUUGUACUGCCCAGAUAAGGAUUUUGAUGGAGGAGAUGUCUCCGGCGGUCACGGUGCCAUUUAGAGUAGGUAACUCAGUCUGUGAUAACCCAAACAUAGCUACCCACAUGGAUGUCACAAGACUUAAGCUAAUGACAGACACGGCGGGUUUGCUAUCUGAUUCUGUCACCAGGGGUUCCAGUGAGACGGUUGCAGCUGGUGAAGAGGAUUGUAAUUGUAGUUAUUUGGAGAAUGAAGUUAGUUUUGUAGAAGUUUCAGUGCCAAAAGAGGACGAGGAAGGAGAAGCUCCUUUGUUGGAUAUGAUAUCUCAAGACGGAAGCAAUUGGGUUUCUGCUGCUGAUGAGAUAGCUCGGGAAAGUGAGGAAGAUGAUUCCUUAUCAUUGGAAGGCGAUCAGAUUCUUGAUAGCUCUUGUUCACUCUCUGUGGCUAGUGAGUCAAGUAGCUUAUGUUUAGAAGACUUCCUCGUUUAUGAGGCUAGUCCUGACAUAGGGACAUUGACUUCUGUAGACGUUGAGAAGGGCAUUUGCUGUGUUGAUGUUGCAAGGGCUUCAGAUUUGGGUGAUUCAAAAGUUGAGACAGAGAUCACAACCGAACCCCUUGCUAUGACGGUGAGCCUCGAGAAAGAAAAUCGUGAUGGGUCUGACCAAAAGCCAUCUGAAGUUGUUCAAUUGCCUGUGGAAACAGUGGUCAAAGAAACAGUAAGCCGCAGUGUUUUUGAGGUAGACUAUGUGCCACUUUGGGGGUUUACGUCCAUGAUUGGAAGAAGACCAGAGAUGGAAGACGCACUUGCCACUGUACCUCAACUUUUAAAAAUUCCAAUUCAAAUGCUGAUUGGCGACCGGGUACUUGAUGGCAUGAGCAAGUGUUUAAACCAGACUGUUCAUUUCUUUGGAGUCUAUGAUGGUCAUGGAGGCUCUCAGGUUGCAAACUAUUGUCGUGAUCGUGCACAUUUGGCUUUGGUUGAAGAGAUAGAGUCCGUUAAGGAAGGCCUUAUUCAUGAAAGUGUCAAAGAUAAUUGCCAAGAGCAAUGGAGAAAAGCAUUUACCAAUUGUUUUCAUAAGGUUGAUGCUGAAGUUGGAGGGAAGGCUAGUCUUGAGCCUGUUGCCCCGGAAACUGUUGGUUCCACUGCUGUUGUUGCCCUUAUUUGUUCGUCUCAUAUAAUAGUAGCAAACUGUGGAGAUUCAAGAGCAGUUCUGUGUCGUGGUAAAGAACCCAUGGCAUUAUCAGUGGAUCAUAAACCAAAUCGGGAAGAUGAAUAUGCAAGGAUUGAGGCAGCUGGGGGCAAGGUCAUACAAUGGAAUGGGCAUCGUGUUUUUGGUGUUCUUGCUAUGUCGAGGUCUAUAGGCGAUAGAUAUUUAAAACCGUGGAUCAUUCCAGAACCAGAAGUGAUGUUUAUUCCUCGAACAAAAGAUGACGAAUGCCUCAUUUUAGCCAGUGAUGGUUUAUGGGAUGUUAUGUCAAAUGAAGAAGUGUGUGACCUUGCUCGGAGACGAAUACUUCUCUGGCACAAGAAGAAUGGCAUUACUCCACUUACGCUGGAAAGAGGCGAAGGAAUUGAUCCCGCAGCUCAGGCAGCUGCGGAGUUGCUUUCGAACCGUGCUCUUCAAAAAGGAAGUAAGGACAACAUUACUGUAAUUGUGGUGGAUUUGAAAGCUCAAAGGAAGUUUAAAAGCAAAACAUGAUGGCUUCUUAUGAUCUGAUAUCGUGUUGCCCAUUUGUUUUUCACCUGGGCUUCAUUGCUUAAUGAGAGCCGCAGUCUGUACGUAUCAUAGAACAUCUGCCAUGCCAUUCUAGAAUCUUCUGUUUUUUUAUUUUUAAGUGUUUGAUAUACGCUGUGCUGUGCCCACUUUGGCUGUGUAAAUCUUUGCUGCUUGGUAGUAGAAAUAGGAAAAGGUGGCAGUGUGAUGCUUUUAACAUUGUGGGCAAAUUGUAUUCAUUAUGCCUCCGAGUUAAACAGCUCAGUGAGGUAUUUACCCCUAAAUAUUAUUUCAAUCCUAAUGCUUAUAAAAGUAGUAAAUUUG